AUGACCUCGUUACUUAAAAACUUGCUGACCACCAAUAACCAACCACACAGAUCGUCAAAUUCCAAGUCCAACAUGAACCGCACCCCUUCCUCCUCUUCCUCCGUACGGGAAGACGCCGCCGAGACGACUGCCGAUGAAGAAGACUCCGAGGAUUACUGCAAAGGUGGCUAUCAUCCCGUAACCGUCGGUGAGCAGUUUAAGGAUGGAAAAUACACAGUGGUGCGCAAGUUGGGAUGGGGGCAUUUUUCCACCGUGUGGCUCUCCAAAGAUAACGUCACCCAGAAGCACGUUGCAUUGAAGGUCGUACGGUCCGCAGCGCAUUACACAGAAACCGCCGUGGACGAAAUCAAGCUGCUCAACAAGAUCGUGGCAGCUAAGCCCGAUCAUCCAGGACGAAAACAUGUCGUCAGUCUGCUUGAUUCCUUCGAUCACAAGGGUCCCAACGGAACCCACGUUUGCAUGGUAUUUGAGGUGUUGGGUGAGAAUUUGUUGGGUCUGAUCAAGCGAUGGCAUCACCGGGGUAUUCCUAUGCCGCUUGUCAAGCAGAUCGCCAAGCAAGUCCUGAUGGGCUUGGACUAUUUACACCGAGAAUGCGGCAUCAUACAUACCGAUCUGAAGCCCGAAAACGUCCUGAUAGAAAUUGGGGAUGUGGAGCAAAUCGUCAAGACGUUUGUCAAGGAGGAAAAGAAAGAUGACAAGGAAGACCACCGGAAUGGACGGAGAAGAAGGCGGACCUUGAUUACUGGUAGUCAACCUUUACCAAGUCCUCUGAAUGCCAGCUUCAACCAGGCCGACUUGAUGAGAAUUCCUGGUAGUACACCAAGUUCUCAUACAAGUCUGAAUCAGAUAAUGCAAGAAGGUAAUGACUCCCCUAUUGAAGAUCCGUUUGCUACUCCUCCCUCUUUGGAUCCCGUCGUAAUGAGUGGUGCAAUAGGUGGCUCGAAAGAUGCAUUACCUAAGAAUGAUAAGGAAGAUGAAGAUAAGCAUAAGCAACGAGAAAGAACAGCGUAAGUCGGCUCAUCAUCUUUCCUUGUCAAAUGAAAACUCAUUUGUCAUAUAGAGAUAUCCUUACUCGAGAAGUCGGCGACAUUUCCCUCGACAAGUCCAGCGAGAAGAAAGCCGAAGAAGCCCUUGCGGGAGAUAUAAUAUCGGUGAAGAUUGCGGAUUUGGGUAACGCAUGUUGGACAAACCACCACUUCACAAAUGAUAUUCAAACUAGACAAUACAGAUCACCCGAGGUAAUUUUGGGUUCCAAAUGGGGAGCAAGUACCGAUGUUUGGAGUAUGGCUGCAAUGGUGAGCUCUUUUUCCCUCGUCUUGAAUCAUUUCUGUUAUUUACGUAAUUCUAGGUCUUCGAACUCAUAACCGGCGAUUACCUCUUCGACCCCCAAUCCGGCACCAAGUACGGCAAAGACGACGACCACAUCGCGCAAAUCAUUGAGCUCCUGGGCCCCUUCCCGAAAUCAUUAUGUCUCUCGGGUAAAUGGAGUCAGGAAAUCUUUAAUCGUAAAGGCGAACUGCGCAACAUUCACCGUCUGAGACACUGGGCUCUUCCGGAUGUCCUCAAGGAGAAAUAUCAUUUUAAGGAGGAUGAGGCGAAGAAGAUUGCCGAGUUCUUGAUUCCGCUCCUAGAGUUGACGCCCGAGAAGAGAGCAAAUGCUGGUGGGAUGGCGGGUAGUAAGUGGCUUGAGGAUACGCCAGGGAUGGAGGGGGUUAAGAUUCCUGGAUUGGAAGUUGGGAGUCGAGGGGAAGGAAUUGAGGGGUGGGCUACGGAGGUGAAGAGGAGAGGUUAGAUAUGGUGCGUUGGGAUAGAUGAUGGUUGGGGGGGGGAGGGGAGAAAUCAUGGAAGUGUUCUUCAUGAAAUAGUGUGGGAGUGAUGUUUCACUACGUUUUACGUGGGGUACUACGAAAUAUGGGUAUAGGAACCAAGGGGGUAUGAUGGAUGGGGGAUGGAAAUGACAGACACACAGGCAGAGAAAGCGGAAUUACCACUACCCUACACCUACCACCCUCUCGUUUCCCUUCUAUUUACCGCAAGCGGGACAAACCAAUGGAAAUUACGAGGUUCAAGCGAAAGUCAUAAAGUAAAAGAUGAUUUGUUCUUUUUUUCUUUGAUCUUGUUGAUUUGAGAUUUGAGAUUUGAGAUUUUUGAAUUUGAGAUGAUGAUUCAAUGAUGAGGCUCGGAUUCGGAUGAAUGGGGGGUAGGGCUUCCUUUUUUUAAAAGUUUCAAGGUUAACUUAUAUAUACUUACUUGACUUUGUUAUUGGCGUAAGUUUAGGGGGUGGGAGAAAGGGGGGAUCAAAUUAAUGAGUAUAUGAAUGAAU
Hymenoscyphus albidus is the source of this 2323-nucleotide messenger RNA. The record is from the annotation of a GenBank genome assembly. NCBI's taxonomy places the organism in Eukaryota, Fungi, Ascomycota, Leotiomycetes, Helotiales, Helotiaceae.